This is a messenger RNA of Prunus armeniaca (apricot), 927 nucleotides long. The record is from the annotation of a GenBank genome assembly. NCBI's taxonomy places the organism in Eukaryota, Viridiplantae, Streptophyta, Magnoliopsida, Rosales, Rosaceae.
AUGAGCACUCCAUCACUCUCAGGGGGCGCGGGUGCAUUCUCUGGGUUCACUCGGCUAUGCAAGGGCUUAGCGGUGGUGCUUAUUGGAGGACACAUUGUGGUUCAGUUUCUCCCUCAGGCCGUUAAUUAUCUAGCGCUCAUUCCCGCCAGGACUAUUCCUUUUGUCUGGAACCUCCUAACAGCCGGUUACAUUGAGCAAUCAGUAUACGGGGUUGUUGUUAGCACUCUUGGUCUUCUUUUUAUUGGGAAGCUGCUUGAACCUGUGUGGGGUUCUAGGGAGUUCUUGAAGUUCAUCUUUGUAGUUAACUUCCUAACUUCCAUAUGCACUUUCAUCACUGCUAUUGCUUUGUACUACAUUACGAUGAACGAAAAUUACCUCUAUCUGCCUCUUUCUGGCUUCUAUGGGGUCCUUUCAGGUUUCUUGGUUGGCAUCAAGCAAAUCAUCCCUGAUCAGGAGUUGCCUUUAUUGAAGAUAAAAUCUAAGUGGUUACCAUCUCUCUCACUAUUGUUGUCCAUUGCCAUAAGCUUCUGGACAGCACAGUCAGCAACAUAUCUUCCCAUUUUAAUAUUUGGCACCUAUAUUAGCUGGAUUUAUCUCAGAUACUGGCAGAGGAAACCAGAAACUAAACUCAAGGGUGACCCAAGUGAUGAUUUUGCAUUUUCUACAUUCUUCCCUGAAUUUUUAAGACCAGUCAUUGAUCCUGUUGCAUCUAUAUUCCAUCGGAUGCUCUGUGGAAGAUUUGAAGCUUCCAGCGAAUCCCAAGGUUAUACCCUUGGAGGCACCACAUUGCCUGGAUCCGACCCCAUCGAAGCAUCUAGAAGGAGAGAAAGAGGGGCUCGAGCACUCGAAGAAAGACUGGCAGCUGAGAGGUUGGGUGCAGCACAGGGUACAGAAGAGUCGGGAAGAGAUGCCACAGAGAGUGUUUAA